CACCACCAACCUGCAUGCUCGCGACACCCUAGCCAUGGAGAACCGUCUGCUCAGAGUACGCGCCCUCUACACCAUCAACGGCGCGCCCCAGUACAUCCUCGCCCUCUCCCACAAGCCCGUCUCCGUCUCACUCAUUCCCUCUCAUCUCAUUCCUGGCGCCACUGCGCGUUCUUCCCCUGCCUUCUCCUCCGACGCGCCCAUAUUCGGCAGAGCUCCCCUCGUACCAUGCCUCCAGGCCAUCUGCCACUCCAGCCCAGAGCUUGCACCCGGUUCCGGCCGUGACUAUUCCGUUUAUGCCCUUGAUCCAAUCGAGUCCCAGGCCCGUGCUAAUGGAUCCGGACCAAUCCCCGUUAAUGUCGCUAUCGGCCUUGGACUCAUGUCAUGGUCUCUCCAAGCUGCAAAUAACGACAUGACCGUCAUCGGCACCUUCAUCAGCAACGGCUACAGAGAGGACUCGCUCGAGGUCAUUUUCUCCUUGAGAGAGGCGGCAUAUAUGCCUCUACUUCCUCCUCCUCGACGAAACCCAACCGCUGAUACUAACCUCAGGCCACUCAUGACCAUGAAGCCGCUACCCAUCCGGCGUUCUCGUCAGUCAGACGUCCCUUCAAAGCGGAGUAGGAGCAAAAAGCCACUUGCAGAACCAGAAUCUUCGUCUUUCGCCGAUUCCUCCACCGGAAGCGCCUUCAAGGAAAUUGGGUCGAUGAGGGGGGAAGACGAGUCCAGUUCCUUGUCUGGAUCAUGCAUAACUUUUCCUGCUGACGUCUUUGCCCCGAUACCUUCCUCCUCAUCGACUUCUACUACUGCAACUGAUACACAAGGCAUCUUGCAAACUCUCCUUCACGCGCUAGCGACGUCCCCAAGCAAGAACGCGCAACUCCUCUCGGCGCUCUCAACGAUUGACUCUCAGGACGCGUCCCAACAGUCCAAUGUCGCGCUCUUCGAAGCGCUGCAAAAGCUGCUCAGCAACGUAUCUACGUCUACUAAUACCACCGUCGCGCCAUCUGAUUUGACGAAUUCCUCGAGCCCAUAUCAUGCUUCAAGUAUCACAGGUCUUCCUCAAGCGCCUUUUUCUUUGCCGCCGACUCUCCCUGCUAGUCCUGACCUACCGACGCAAACGCUCCCCAACCUCUCCUCCGGCGGCACGUUCCCCCGGCUGGUUCCAACAUUGACUGCGCCAAGCUCGAGCAAAGCACACCCACAGGACGACGAUGAUGACAUCGUGAUCCUUGACAAGGAGAAUGUGAACCCCAGCGCCUUCCGCCGGCGAAACACCUUCUCAGGCAAGGGCAAGGACAGGGCGAUGCCUGCCGCCGUCACUGCAACAGCUGCAGGCCCACUCAACAAGUCGCUCACUGCACCGCACAGGCUGAUCUCCAAUUCCGCCCAUACUGACGCGGGCGCAAGCAGUUCGCGCAACGAGAUCCCCGCCCAACACUGCCUUGAGCACACCGUGCACCCGCCCAGAGUGUCUACGCUUGACUUUCGGCGUGGAACGCACGCAUUCGACACCGCGUCAGAGCCGGCGAGGCGGCCAUUGCGCAAGCGCACGCUGAGUGAGUUCAUGGAGGAGCGCGAUCGGGAACGCGAGGCAAGGGCGAGGCGCCGGAGGGGGCUCUCCACUGCUGGCGGGAAUGCGAAUACAGAUGUACACGCGCAGAGCGAACCGGCGGUGCCAGUGGCAGUCUCGGUGAGCUCGCCGGCAAAGGGAAAGGCGGUUGAUCGCGGCGAGCGCUUGAAGCGCAAGCGGUAUAUCGUACCGGAGUGGGCAAGGACCACGACGGCAACGCAGCCACGGCUCGCGGGGCGGCCCGCAGGUAGGAGGGACAGGGAGGAGAGCCCGAGCAAGAGAGCGAAGGAUACGAAGACUAAGCAGAAGACGAGGAAGGAGUUCGAGAAUGCUAAGGCACAAGAGCGGGCGCGCGGUCGGGAGCGGACGAGGACGGUCUUGUCUUCAUCUGAUGCCCUCACCAGCUCGGCGUCGUCAAUACCGGCUUGCGCGUCUUCUAUUACAUCCAGCACUGCAGGGUCUGCACCAGCAUCGGCGGUGUUUCGAGGGGAGAUUAAGACGCUUCCACGGCCCAUCGUAGCAGACAGCUCUGACGUCCCAGUCUUUUCGUCACCACCAGCCACACGUCCGCUUGCGACCUCAUCAAGUGCCGUUCCCGAACCGCCGUCAACACCAGUGCGGUCCCGGAACCGGUUAGCAGAGCCCUCCUCGAACAACACGGAUCUUUUCGGCUCGCCGCUGUUCACGCCGCGCAGGGCCCAGUCGUCCCCACGCACGCCAAGGUUGCCCGGUAUUUACGCCGGGCGCAAUUUGCGCUUCUCACCUAGCCGGCACUCGCGCGAAUCGACGCGCUCUGUGCGGUCGAGGAGGUUGCGCUCCCUAUCACCAGGCAUAAGACAUGAGGAGCUUGAGAACGUUGAGUCGCCGUCGAGUUCGCUGCCCGUGGCGAGCAGUGACGUGGAGGAUAGCGGUGAGUCGGAAUGGUAUGCGGGUGAGCAGGGCUGGUCUAGGACGUUGGCACUGUCGUCGCCGUUGCCGCCGUCGAGCCCGAUACUGUCGCCGGAGGACGACUGGGUAGCGGAGCACGAAGAGAUCGAUGCUGAUCCUGAGGCGCCGACGGAUGCAGACGCUGAUGUGUUGGUUAACACCGUGGUGGGGGAUAUGUCGGAGGAAAACAAGGUUGACGAAGAAGGCUCUGCGUUGCCUUCCACCGUCCCAUCCGUGCCCCAGAGCCCAUCUACGUCAGUUCCACAGAGCUUCGACUCUACGCCAGACCCGAAUCAAGACGCCAUCCCGCCGGACUUUGCUCUAGGCGUGUCGAAUGCGCUCUUCCCAACAGCCGACAACGGAGACAACGGCGAUUUCGACUUCAACGCGAUGUUCGCAGACAUGUCCGGCCUGGAUCCUGCGAUAGCGGCGACGUCCGAUUUCUCGGUGACCUCGAUGCCUGAGUUCGACUUUUCGACGUUCACAUCUUCGACCGACUUUGACCGUCUAUACAUGCCCGACUCCGAUGCCUUCCUUGACCAGUCCGCGCCGUUCGUCGCAACCACAAAUGCAGACGCGAUGGCAGACGAAGUGGACGCGGUGUUCGGCGACCUUGCGGCGCACGACGGCCUGGACUUUACGCAGUUCUGGGAGUCGAUGAAGCCCCUCGUUGGCGAGAGUAUGGGUGUGGCGGAAGCAGGGGAAGAGGAAGAGAAGGAUGCUACGAACGCGGGAGAUGCGUCUGCGGCUGCGGUGACGGUUGACUCGGCGAAGCUUGCGGACAGUAUGCAGUCUCUAUUGAGCGGGUGCGUCAUGUAGAUAGUGGGAUGUACCGAUUGGGACGAUUGUCAGUGUCAUCUCAAAGCGAAUAUAAUUAAUCCAGUGCUCUUCCGUGC
This is a messenger RNA of Laetiporus sulphureus 93-53, 3390 nucleotides long. RefSeq lists its product as uncharacterized. The coding region runs from base 35 to 3313 and encodes 1092 amino acids. Lineage: Eukaryota; Fungi; Basidiomycota; Agaricomycetes; Polyporales; Laetiporaceae. The record is from RefSeq and is a predicted model, not a curated record. The transcript has 5 exons.